AUGCCGUACUACUCAAGUGCUGCUAUUUCCAGUACCGAAGAGCCCUGGGCGUGCUUAAUGCUCAUCACUAUCCGGCGGAUUACAGACAACCAGUUCGCUGAAUCAGUUCAACGUUCGCUUGAGCAUUCAAUGUUCGGGUCCAGCUUUUGCCUAAGAGCGACCAAUAGGAGCCUCCCAGACAUUAGUGACAGUCGAGGCUCCGAGGCUCUUGGGCAGUCUCGGGUGGGUUCCGGACUGACCCGUCAGAGCCGCUUUGGGACAGUAGCGCAGCAACGAAAGUUUCGACUCGGCCACGAAGAGCUCGCCCCCGAUCCUUCAUGUCCAGCUUGCCAGAGCCCAAUUGAUAGCCCUCCUGUUCUUCAUCGCAUCCUAAAUCGACCCGGCACCAUAUCAAUUUCAUCGGAGACGCUCGAGCACCCUGCUUUUUCCCAACACAACGCCUUCUCCUACCUGCCAUGCAGCUCCGGCCGGGAGCCAUGGUUUUUCGCCAUGCCGUGGUUCGAAGGAUCACGGCUCCGAGCUGCACACAGAGUCGAUGUCCCACAACGAGAUUCCGCAUGGGCCGCGGCCGUGCAAGUUGCUUCCAACGUUGUUGGAAAUGUCGUCAAAAAAGCAGCCAAGGACGGCAUGACUAUCGAUCCAUUGCGAACCGUCGCGAAGGAGAUGCAAUUCCUCACCGGAAACAUUCGUAAGCUACUUGGCUCAGGGCACCCCUCCCUCGACCGGGUAGCCAAGUACUAUACCCAAGCAGAGGGCAAGCAUGUGCGCCCGCUCAUUGUUCUGCUGAUGAGCCGCGCGACAUAUCUUUGCCCCAAGAACCCACAACCUGAAACGGUACAUAGCGCAAGAGCCAUUGACUCGUCGAUAUCUCCUGUUACGAUUCUUGCCGAUGUCAACCCAUCAGCUAUGCCGCUGACUUCGAACGAACCCGAAAUGAAAGAUGGCAACCUAGAUAUUCUCCCCAGCCAGAGGCGUUUGGCCGAAAUUACCGAACUCAUCCAUACUGCAUCUCUCCUCCACGACGAUGUCAUUGACCAUUCAGUGUCAAGGCGUGGCUCCCCGUCAGCCAAUUUAGAGUUUGGCAAUAAGAUGGCAGUUCUAGCUGGCGACUUUCUUCUCGGCCGCGCUUCAGUUGCGCUGGCCAGACUAAGGCACGUCGAAGUAGUGGAGCUGUUGGCCACGGUAAUUGCCAAUCUCGUCGAGGGAGAGUUUAUGCAGCUGAAGAACACGGAACGGGACGAGCGAAGCCCCAAAUAUUCCGAGGAGACGUUGAGCUAUUAUUUGCAAAAGACAUAUCUCAAGACAGCCAGCUUAAUUUCCAAGUCAUGCCGCGCGGCUGCCUUGCUUGGUAAUGCAGACGCGACUACAGUUGACGCAGCUUAUUCGUACGGCCGAAACUUGGGUCUUGCGUUCCAGCUUGUCGACGACAUGCUCGACUAUACUCGAAGCGGGAAGGAUCUGGGGAAGCCCGCGGGCGCAGAUCUGGAACUGGGCUUGGCAACGGCACCGUUGUUAUUUGCGUGGAAGCAGAACCCAGAACUAGGUGCUUUGGUUGGUCGCAAGUUUGAGCGCGAGGGUGACGUGGAGAAGGCCCGCGACCUAGUUUUGAAGAGCGACGGCAUUGAGCAAACCAGAGCGCUGGCGCAGGACUAUUCUGAGAAGGCCAUCGCAGCAAUUGCGGACUUUCCCGAGAGCGAAGCCAAAGACGGCCUGAUUGAGAUGGCGCAAAAAACAAUUAAGCGACAGAAAUAA
This is a messenger RNA of Metarhizium brunneum ARSEF 3297, 1752 nucleotides long. RefSeq lists its product as uncharacterized. NCBI's taxonomy places the organism in Eukaryota, Fungi, Ascomycota, Sordariomycetes, Hypocreales, Clavicipitaceae. Gene Ontology annotation, molecular function: prenyltransferase activity. The record is from RefSeq and is a predicted model, not a curated record. Gene Ontology annotation, cellular component: transferase complex. Gene Ontology annotation, biological process: isoprenoid biosynthetic process; ubiquinone biosynthetic process.